AUGGAUGAACAUUUAAUUUCUACUAUUAACAAGCUUCAGGACGCUUUAGCCCCUUUAGGAGGCGGAUCUCAAUCUCCUAUCGAUUUACCUCAAAUCACUGUUGUAGGCUCUCAAUCUUCAGGAAAAUCCUCCGUUUUGGAAAAUAUUGUUGGUAGAGAUUUCUUGCCAAGAGGUACUGGUAUCGUCACUAGAAGGCCUUUGGUGUUACAAUUGAUUAACAGGAGACCCAAAAAGGCGGAUCAUGCCAAAGUCAAUCAAGCCGCAAAUGAGUUGAUAGACCUAAAUAUCAACGAAAAUGAAAAGAAAAAAGAGGAUCCACAUCAAAAUGGGCAAUCUGAGGACAACACGGAAGAAUGGGGUGAGUUUUUACAUUUGCCCGGUAGGAAAUUCUAUAAUUUCGAUGAAAUAAGACAAGAAAUCGUCAAAGAAACUGACAAAGUUACAGGUGCUAAUUCAGGUAUCUCUUCUGUACCAAUCAAUUUGAGAAUUUAUUCUCCUCAUGUUCUAACCUUGACAUUAGUCGAUUUACCUGGGUUGACAAAAGUUCCUGUAGGUGAUCAACCUCCUGAUAUUGAAAGACAAAUUAAAGACAUGCUUUUGAAAUAUAUAUCUAAACCAAAUGCUAUCAUAUUGUCAGUCAAUGCUGCCAACACAGAUUUGGCCAACAGUGAUGGUUUGAAAUUGGCCAGGGAAGUCGACCCAGAAGGAACAAGAACGAUCGGUGUGUUGACAAAAGUUGAUUUAAUGGAUCAAGGUACUGAUGUCAUUGAUAUUUUAGCUGGAAGAGUCAUUCCUUUGAGAUACGGCUAUAUCCCAGUCAUCAACAGAGGCCAAAAGGAUAUCGAACACAAGAAAACGAUCAGGGAAGCGCUAGAAAAUGAAAAGAGAUUCUUUGAAAAUCAUUCCUCGUACAGUUCUAAAGCUCAUUACUGCGGUACACCAUAUUUGGCUAAAAAACUAAACUCGAUUUUGUUGCACCAUAUUAGACAAACUUUGCCUGAAAUCAAAGCAAAGAUUGAAGCCACCUUAAAGAAAUAUCAAAAUGAACUUAUAAACUUGGGUCCAGAGACUAUGGAUUCCGCUAGUUCUGUUGUUUUGAGUAUGAUUACUGAUUUCUCUAAUGAAUAUGCUGGUAUUUUAGAUGGUGAGGCGAAGGAACUUUCCAGCCAGGAACUUUCUGGUGGUGCCAGAAUUUCUUAUGUUUUCCAUGAAACUUUCAAGAAUGGUGUAGACUCUUUGGAUCCGUUUGACCAGAUUAAAGAUUCUGACAUUAGAACCAUCAUGUACAACAGUUCAGGCUCGGCACCAUCCUUGUUUGUCGGUACUGAAGCCUUUGAGGUUUUGGUAAAACAGCAAAUCAGAAGAUUUGAAGAGCCAUCGCUGCGUUUAGUUACUUUGGUGUUUGAUGAACUUGUUCGCAUGUUGAAACAGAUCAUCUCACAACCAAAAUAUUCAAGGUAUCCCGCUCUUAGAGAAGCGAUCUCUAAUCAAUUUGUUCAAUUCUUAAAAGACGCUACUCUCCCUACAAAUGACUUUGUUGUUGAUAUAAUCAAGGCUGAACAAACUUACAUCAACACAGCCCAUCCUGAUCUUUUGAAGGGUUCUCAAGCAAUGGUUAUGGUAGAAGAAAAAUUGCAUCCUCGCCAAGUUACUGUUGAUCCUAAGACUGGUAAACCUUUACCUGCUCAACCGCCAUCCAGUAAAGCUCCAGCUAUGGAAGAAAAAUCAGGCUUUUUUGGCGGUUUUUUCUCCACUAAAAAUAAGAAGAAACUGGCUGCUUUAGAAUCACCACCUCCUGUUUUAAAGGCCACGGGCCAAAUGACUGAAAGGGAAACAAUGGAAACAGAAGUGAUCAAGCUGUUAAUCAGCAGUUAUUUUUCUAUUGUUAAAAGAACUAUCGCUGACAUUAUUCCAAAAGCUUUGAUGCUUAAACUAAUUGUGAAAAGUAAAACCGAUAUUCAAAAGGUUUUACUCGAAAAACUAUACGGAAAGCAAGAUAUCGAAGAAUUAACCAAAGAAAACGAUAUCACAAUCCAAAGAAGGAAAGAAUGUAACAAAAUGGUUGAGAUAUUAAGAAACGCCAGCCAGAUUGUUUCAUCUGUAUAA
Molecule: messenger RNA, 2106 nt
Organism: Saccharomyces eubayanus
Lineage: Eukaryota; Fungi; Ascomycota; Saccharomycetes; Saccharomycetales; Saccharomycetaceae
Gene: VPS1
Product: dynamin-like GTPase VPS1
Exons: 1
Coding region: 1-2106 (701 amino acids)
Biological process (GO): peroxisome organization
Cellular component (GO): peroxisome; membrane; microtubule
Molecular function (GO): GTP binding; GTPase activity; microtubule binding
Source: RefSeq, a predicted model, not a curated record